This is a messenger RNA of Amphimedon queenslandica, 1718 nucleotides long. Its product is annotated as solute carrier family 15 member 4-like. The record is from RefSeq and is a predicted model, not a curated record. The transcript has a single exon. NCBI's taxonomy places the organism in Eukaryota, Metazoa, Porifera, Demospongiae, Haplosclerida, Niphatidae. Bases 1 to 1707 code for a protein of 568 amino acids.
AUGGAUCCUGUCUCUCCAGAAAGAUGGAGGUCAUUAUCCUCUUCUUCAAUUGCAAGUAAAAGGAAGUACAAACCUUUCAACUGCUUCAGUAACUACUGUAAGGAAUUAAAGUCUCGUUCAUUGAGUUUACCAUCAAUCCUCCUACUGAUUUAUGUUAUACCAAUGGCAAUUAGUUACGCAUUUUUUGAAAUAACUUUUAGAAAUUUAUCCCGUGACCCUUCCAACCAAUGUGGACCUAUUGACUCUGGUAGCAUUACAGUCUUUUAUAAUGUUGGAAUUAUAGUAGGAAAUGCUAUAUUUCUUUUUGCUCCUUUCUGUGGUUGGUUGUCAGAUACUAAAAUUGGUAGGGAUAAUGCUGUUUCUAUCAGUCUAUGGCUUGGUUGGAUAGGCACUCUAUUAUUUGCCAUAGGAUGCUGUUUGCAAUAUAAUUCAUGUGGUACAACUGCUCUGAUAGGAAGAUAUGUAUUUUUUAGUAUAGCUUUUGUAUUCAUGUUAGUCUCAUUGUCACUCCUAUAUACUAAUAUAUUACCAUAUGGUAUAGAUCAGUUGAUGAAUGAAUCUACUGUCAAGAUAAGAGCAUUCAUUCACUGGUACUGGCUGUGCCUUUAUAGUGGCUACAUAUUUUCAGUUGUAUCGGAUGAGCUCAUUGUUUCAGUUGUGGCUUUUGUUUUCUUUUCUUUUUCUCUUUGUCUUCAUUUUCUCUUUAAGCAUCGUUUUGAGCACAUACCUAUUCCUAAUCCUUAUAAAAUUGUAUUUAAAGUAUUGAAGUUUUCUCUCACAACUAGUGGCACUAGAAGACAGCAUCGUAGUGCAUUCACAUACUGGGGAGAGGAGCCCAGUAGAAUGGAUCUUGCUAAGGAGAGGUAUGGUGGUUGUUUCUCUCAUGAAGAAGUGGAAAAUGUCAAAACUUUCCUACGUAUUGCUGUUGUUUUGGCCACCUUUUUUCCCCUUUAUAUUUCCAUUGUUCCGUUCUUAAAUAGUUCUUCAAAGUUUGUUGCUCAGUUUAAAGAUGGUUACGAAGGUUUGCAAGGAAAUGCUAAAAAUGUUGUUUGGAUUUUUGGCAAAUUUUCUCCAUUUUUUCUGAUAGUCCCUUUGUUUGAACUGGUUAUUUUACCUCUCUUUCCUAAAUUGGAAUAUUUUAUAAUUAAUCCAUUAAGAGGACUUGGUUUGGCUAGUGUUAUUUUUAUUUUAUCAAUUAUUAGCUUUUUUCUCAUUGACUUGAUUGGAAGACAUGUUAGCGAUGUGUCUGAAAUGCCUUGCUUUUUCAUUUGGGAAUCAGUUGAGAAAACAAUUCAGAUUUCCUAUUGGAUACUACUCAUACCAUCAGUAUUAGCUGGUGUAUCAUUAUUUCUCUCUUAUACAUGUAUGCUUGAGUUUCUGUGUAGCCAGUCUCCUUUUGGUAUGCAUGGAAUGAUCAUUGGACUGUUCUGGUUUAUGCAUGGUAUAUACAUUGACAUUGGUUCAGGCAUUUUAUUAAUAGUUUAUUAUCACCCUAUACACUCAGUCUCAUUUAUGUCAUGUACCUCUUGGCUCUCUGUAAUAUUUGGUAUAAUUGCUGUUAUUGGAUUAGUGGUGUAUGUAUUAAUAGCUCGAUGGUAUGUCAAUAGGGUCAGGGAUACUGAUCUUGGUCUACGUGCAGCAGUAGAGGAACACUGGGAAAAGAGACUGAUGGCAGGGAAUGCCAUAAAUAACACUAAGAGUACAUAAUAUUAUGUACU